Molecule: messenger RNA, 456 nt
Organism: Aspergillus eucalypticola CBS 122712
Lineage: Eukaryota; Fungi; Ascomycota; Eurotiomycetes; Eurotiales; Aspergillaceae
Exons: 3
Coding region: 126-404 (92 amino acids)
Molecular function (GO): oxidoreductase activity
Source: RefSeq, a predicted model, not a curated record
AACUCAAGAGCGAGUAACAGGAUAGAUUGGCUUGCCAGAGAUAUCUUUCACCUUCGGUAUUCUGAGCCGUACCUAUAGACACAGGCAGUUGGGUAAUCUGUUCUAUCGUACUGAUUCUUUCCUUGAUGGGCACCGUAAGAUAUAAGAGUCGCACUACCCCGACUUACAGAUGCUCUCUCACAGCCCUUGCCUUUUCGUCCAUUCCUUCCACUUCUAGCGCAAAGCGAAUACAUAUUGCUUCAUAUCUAGUUACAAAGAUGGCAAUAAUCAAGCACCUAAUUCGCUUCGACACUUAUGUGAAGCGGCAUCCGUCCCUCACCGCGGAAGAGUUUCACCACACCUGGACUGCUAGUCACGCUCAGUUGUUGAAGAAUUGGUUGGCACGCCAUGGCGUAUAUCGCUAGAACUUUUCCACACCCCACCAGUCAUGGCCCAGCAGUACCUGGGCCAGACGCC